AUGAAUCCAGCAUCGCCGACCCAGGCGCCCAAGUCGUCUUCGUCAUGGAAGAUCUUGGAUAUCCUUAAGAUCCUGUCGUCGCCUAAACAGCUGGUGAGUCCUUCGAAUACGAGCUUGGACUUGAAAGCACAGGCCGAAAAGACAAAGAACGUGUGUAAAUGUUCGUGCUGUGGUGCCGUGUUGACGUUUCCCGAAGGCGCCCAUAAAUUCAGCUGCCCUCAUUGUCAAACAACCAAUCUUUUGCAUCUUGACCUUGGAGCAUCGCCUCCUGUGCAUCUUAUCAGUUAUAAGUACGUGAAACUGCUAAUAGACUCGGCAUUGCAUCUGGAUAAGCCAAUUGAGAAUAGCCAUGAUCUUCAUGAACGCUUGAAACCUGUUCUGGAUUACCUUCUACAAGCAUUUGGCUCUAUGGCAUGCUUAAACCAGUCAUUUAAGUUAAAGAAGCAAAGCAGAAGACCGCAUUAUUCCACAGCAAAUUUGAAUUAUGAUGAAAUAAGGCAUCUUUUCGAACUUCUUACUUCCCUUCCUUCAAGAAGACCACUAUAUUAUGCUCUUCUGGGUGCAUGCAAUUGUCUCAGAAGGCUACCGCUCAACUUGAGUGAUGAUCCUCGCAACCUUCUGUGGGUGUUGGUUCUUUUCGAGAUCCCGUUUUUAUCCAAGGCGCUUACUAAUAAUGAUAAACGGUCUCAGCAUCGUAUAGGCUCCAUGGUUGACAUUCCAGAGAUCCAGGCCCUAUGCUACGAGAUCCUUAAACGCGUCUUGGGUAUCAUUUCCCAGGCUGAAACCACUCUUGCGGGAAACUACGUUGCUUCGUGGUUUCUGAAACGCUCCCAGGUUGAGUUCAUGGCCAAGGUCGAACUCGUCAACUUAUACAUUACCUUCCACUUGAAGAAGUACUUCUACUUUGCCAACAAUCCUCAGUUGGCACGUAGGGGAAGUCUGGGUGGCCCUAAUCACCAUCGCAGAAGCAGCCUGGGUGAGUUUCCAGAUAGAAAUCAUCGCAGGAGCAGUCUGGGCAUUGCUCCAGAGGUUCCUGUGCCACCGACCGUACAGACUCCGUCUCCUCCUCAGAAUGGUGAUGCACAUCUCGUCAAGCCAACAGUCAAAGUAUCGAGAAGUAAGAGUUUACCUCAAGCCCAUGAUGAAGAGUUCUUCCAGUACUCAUACCUCAAAGAUGAGGUUGAAGGUAUGGACGCCUUGUUCCCACCGGUGAAUCCUCAGCCGGUAUCAGGCCCAGGCAGUCCAAGAAGAAACUCCAAGAAGAAGAAGCAGGAUAUGAAAGUCAGGGUUCACCAGUAUUCUCUGAACUACCAUUUGAGGACAGCUUCAGGCGCCCUUAGCAUCCUUGUUAAGGCUAACUACAUCAGAUAUGGUGAGAAUAAGGUCCCAGUGCAUGCCUUUUACAACUCCUUGGUUGACUAUGUGAACAUCAAAUUAGACUAUGAUGCCUGGCUGAGCAGAAGAAAGCUGAGUAGUCAAGAAGCAGGUGCAGAGCCGGCUCUUCAGACUGUGAUUGACUAUAUCCAUGGCGCUAACCAUGCACCUUUCAGCGAGGCGCCAGGAACUACUUUCUACUUCUGCCAGUAUCCUUUCCUUAUCACCUUGGGAGGUAAGAUUGCCAUUCUUGAAUAUGAAGCCAGGAGACAGAUGGAGAGAAAGGCCGAAGAGGCAUUUAUCAACUCUCUCGAUCGCCGUGUCACAAUGGACGUAUAUUUUAGAGUGAAGGUCCGUCGUGACUACAUUGUUCAAGAUUCGCUUCGUUGCAUCCAGCUCAAUCCAAAUAACUUGAAGAAGAGUUUGAGGGUACAGUUCAUCAAUGAGCCGGGUGUUGAUGCUGGUGGACUUAAGAAGGAAUGGUUUUUGCUUCUUACUAGAGCUCUUUUCAGUCCUCAUGCUGGUAUGUUGAGCUAUGUGGAAGACUCCAAUCUUCUUUGGUUUAACGUGGUUCCGGUUGAUAAUUUCGAGAUGUACUAUCUUUUCGGAGCAAUUCUCGGUUUGGCCAUUUACAACUCGACCAUUCUCGACUUGAAGUUCCCAAUCACCAUGUACAAGAUCUUAUUGGGCUUACCUAUUGGAUUGGCCGACUACCAGGAGAUUUACCCAAUGUCGGCUCGUAACUUGUUCAGAUUGAGAGACUACAGUGCCGAGGAGAUCGAGGCCCUCGACUUGACGUUUGAAGUCUGCUACUCGGACCCAUUCGGCAGAAAGUACACCAAGGAUCUUAUUGCUGGUGGUUCAAACGUUAAUGUCGAUAAAGAUAAUCGUGAGCUCUACAUUGACAAGUACGCCCGGUUCUUCCUCUGGGACGGGAUGCACAAACAGCUCUGUGCAUUCAAAGGAGGAUUCUCCAAUGUUGUGGAUGGCAAUGCCUUCUCUUUAUUCCUGCCUGAAGAAAUCCAGCUUCUUUUAUGUGGCAGUGACGAAAGUAAGUUCGAUGUUGAUGUGCUUCAGUCGGUCACCAACUACAGCGGAUGGCCUAGCAAGCAAGAAGCCGUCGACUCCAACACAGUUAAAUGGUUCUGGGAGUAUGUUAGCGAGCUCACAUACAAACAGCAGAAGAAGUUGCUUCUUUUCAUUACAGGAUCAGAUCGUGUGCCAGCAACGGGUAUCCAGAACCUUACGCUUAAGAUCAGCCGGCUCAGAACGACAGGCGGCGACAGCGACAGACUUCCAGUGGCGCACACGUGUUUCAACGAAUUAGCAUUAUAUGACUACAGCAGCAAAAGCAAAUUGGCCGACAAGCUUGGCAAGGCCGUGAACAUGUCGGCAGGGUUUGGUAUCAAAUAG
Molecule: messenger RNA, 2787 nt
Organism: Candidozyma haemuli
Lineage: Eukaryota; Fungi; Ascomycota; Pichiomycetes; Serinales; Metschnikowiaceae
Product: putative E3 ubiquitin-protein ligase
Exons: 1
Coding region: 1-2787 (928 amino acids)
Biological process (GO): protein polyubiquitination
Molecular function (GO): ubiquitin protein ligase activity
Source: RefSeq, a predicted model, not a curated record